Messenger RNA from Sander lucioperca (pikeperch), 2582 nucleotides. RefSeq names its product lanosterol synthase (2,3-oxidosqualene-lanosterol cyclase). The coding region runs from base 291 to 2498 and encodes 735 amino acids. Lineage: Eukaryota; Metazoa; Chordata; Actinopteri; Perciformes; Percidae. The transcript is spliced from 22 exons. The record is from RefSeq and is a predicted model, not a curated record. Gene Ontology annotation, cellular component: lipid droplet. Gene Ontology annotation, molecular function: lanosterol synthase activity. Gene Ontology annotation, biological process: cholesterol biosynthetic process; triterpenoid biosynthetic process.
UCGUAGGAGCGCUCUGAUUGGAGGACCUCGCAGCAGACCUGCCUAUUUCUCCGCCCAACCGGUUUGUGAUUGGACAGCUGAGUCUCUGCUCAUGUCUCUCCAUGUUGAGAACUCAUCGGACGGCACCGCGAUGUCCGCUGGGAAGUGUGAAUUGCACUGAACGUUAACCUAUACUUUCUCUAAAGCACUACAAUUCCCAUUAAAAGAGCAGAAGGGCCAGAGCUUUCAGAGCACCUGAAAAGAAAUUCAUAUGUUCCAGCGGACGAUUUAACUCAGUGUCUGUCACAAAUAUGACGGAGGGGACGCAGCUGCGGAGGCGCGGGGGGCCUUACAAGACGGAGCCAGCCACAGACCUGAGCCGCUGGAGGCUGACUAAUGUGGAGGGCAGGCAGACCUGGUGCUAUGUGGAGGAUCAGGACACCCCAGACAGAAAGCAGACAAUGCUGGAAGCCCAUUCUCUAGGCUUGGACACGAGUACGUUUGUGUCUGGCUCCCCAGCUGCCCACACAGCUGUAGAUGCAGCUCUGAAGGGUAUGCUCUUCUACAGCCACCUCCAGGCCGAGGACGGUCACUGGGCAGGGGACUACGGCGGACCUCUCUUCCUGCUCCCAGGUCUCCUCAUCACGUGCCAUGUGGCUAAGAUCCCUCUGGCUGAAGCCUGGAAGAAAGAGAUGGUGAGGUAUCUGCGCUCUGUGCAGCUGCCAGAUGGAGGCUGGGGUCUACAUAUUGAAGAUAAGUCUACCGUCUUUGGCACAGCGCUGAGUUACAUCUCAUUAAGGAUCCUGGGAGUAGAGCCCGAUGAUCCAGAUAUGGUUCGAGCCAGGAACAACCUGCACAGCAAAGGUGGCGCUGUGGGGAUUCCCUCAUGGGGUAAAUUCUGGUUGGCCAUUUUAAAUGUUUACAGUUGGGAGGGAAUGAACACACUGCUACCAGAGAUGUGGUUGUUCCCCACUUGGAUGCCAGCACACCCCUCUACCCUGUGGUGUCACUGUCGCCAGGUCUACCUCCCCAUGAGCUACUGUUACGCUGUCAGACUGUCUGCAGACGAAGACUCCCUGGUCCUCAGCCUCAGACAGGAGCUUUAUGUCCAGGACUAUGCAACCAUUAACUGGCCUGCUCAGAGGAACAAUGUGGCAGCAUGUGACAUGUACACACCUCACAGCACACUGCUCACCGUCGCCUACAUGGUGUUGAAUGUGUACGAAGCCCACCACAGCACCACGCUGAGAGGAAAGGCCGUCAAAGAACUGUAUGAACACAUCCAGGCUGACGACAGCUUCACUAAAUGUAUCAGCAUUGGACCGAUCUCCAAGACGAUCAACAUGCUGGUUCGCUGGUAUGUGGAUGGUCCCUCCUCUCCCGUCUUUCAGGAGCAUGUGUCCAGGAUCCCAGACUACCUCUGGUUGGGAUUAGACGGCAUGAAAAUGCAGGGGACCAAUGGAUCUCAACUCUGGGAUACUUGUUUUGCUGUACAGGCUUUCCUUGAGGCAGGAGCCCAAGAUAAUUCCAGACUAGCCGAGUGCCUCCGAGAUGCCCAUCAGUUUCUCACCAUCACACAGAUACCUGAGAAUCCUCCUAAGUAUCAGAAGUACUACAGACAGAUGAACAAGGGAGGUUUCCCCUUCAGUACCCGCGACUGUGGUUGGAUUGUGGCAGACUGCACGGCGGAGGGCCUGAAGUCAGUGAUGCUGCUGCAGGAGCUGUGUCCCUCCAUCGGCCAGCUGGUCCCCUCAGAGCGCCUGUAUGAUGCUGUCAAUGUGCUGCUGAGCAUGAAGAACUCUGAUGGAGGAUUUGCCACAUAUGAAACUAAGAGAGGAGGGAGACUCCUGGAGCUACUCAACCCCUCUGAGGUGUUCGGGGACAUCAUUAUAGAUUAUACCUAUGUGGAGUGUACUUCAGCAGUAAUGCAGGCUCUGAGGCACUUCCAGAAGGCCUAUCCUGACCACCGUGCUCAGGAGAUAAGGUCCACUCUAAGAGAAGGACUGGAGUACUGCAGGAAGGUGCAGAGGCCUGACGGAUCGUGGGAAGGGUCCUGGGGAGUGUGCUUCACAUAUGGAAUAUGGUUUGGCCUUGAAGCCUUUGCUUGUAUGGGUCACAUCUACCAGGAGGAGGAUGUGUGCGUGGAGGUGCACAAAGCUUGUCAGUUCCUGCUGGACCGGCAGAUGUCUGACGGAGGCUGGGGGGAGGACUUUGAGUCGUGCGAGCAGCGGCGCUACGUCCAGAGCAGCAGCGCUCAGAUCCACAACACCUGCUGGGCUUUGUUAGGCCUCAUGGCUGUCAGGCAUCCUGACAGGCGGGCCAUUGAGAGAGGGGUGAAGCUGCUGAUUGACAACCAGCUGCCCAAUGGAGACUGGCCACAGGAGAAUAUUGCAGGUGUGUUUAACAAGAGCUGUGCCAUCAGCUACACCUCCUACAGAAAUGUCUUCACAGUCUGGACCCUCGGUCGCUUCUCAACGCUUUACCCCAGCAGUCCGUUGGCUGGGAAGGUCCAGCUGUGAAGACUUUUUAAAAAGGUGCAUCAGACUUUGUGCCAGGAUAACAAAACUGAAUGUCAACAACAGCCACCAAGUUCAGACAAUCAA